AUGCAACGCGUAGACGAUGACGUUUAUGGAAAGAGUUGGAACUUCAACGACAUGAUGUCUGGGCUGUCGAUGAGCUCAAAGAGAUCAUUGAUGGUUGAAGCUAUCAAGGCUGGAAAUCUCCAGGAUGUUCAGAACUUUGUGAGAGGCGGGAUCAGUUUGAACGAGGCUGCGCCGGAUCUUUCUUACCAGCAGACUUUCGUGCAUCUUGCUGCUAGAUGUGGAAACAUCGAGUGUUUGAGACUUGUCUUGGAACUUGGUGGGAACGUUUCCGUGGUUGACAGCUUCUCAAACACUCCCUUGCAUAUCGCCUCUGUCCAUGGGCACAUUGAUGCCGUGAUGUUGAUGAUUGAGAGUGGAGCAAACAUGUCAGCUGCAAACAAGCAAGGAUUACAACCUAUCCACAUGGCGGCUUCCAACGGGCAUGUGAAUGUAUUGCAGACGCUGAUUUUGAUGGGUGAGAAGCAAAUGAAUGGUUGA
Guillardia theta CCMP2712 is the source of this 477-nucleotide messenger RNA. RefSeq lists its product as hypothetical. The transcript has 6 exons. Gene Ontology annotation, molecular function: protein binding. The record is from RefSeq and is a predicted model, not a curated record. NCBI's taxonomy places the organism in Eukaryota, Cryptophyceae, Pyrenomonadales, Geminigeraceae. The coding region runs from base 1 to 477 and encodes 158 amino acids.